Molecule: messenger RNA, 705 nt
Organism: Cladophialophora immunda
Lineage: Eukaryota; Fungi; Ascomycota; Eurotiomycetes; Chaetothyriales; Herpotrichiellaceae
Exons: 3
Coding region: 1-648 (215 amino acids)
Source: RefSeq, a predicted model, not a curated record
AUGCGGCCUUCUCUGCUCUGUCUUGGAAUUGCGACCCUCGUUUCGCUGGUGUCUGCUCACACCCAGAUCUGGUAUCCUGAGUGGCGUGCUGACUCCUUCGACCUACCAUUCUCGCAGAGGAUCUACCCCUGUGCCGGAAUCUCGGACAAUUCAACAACUCCCCGCACAGACUGGCCUCUUACCGGAGGAUCUCUCAAUGUCACUCUCCAUGACGCUGCCGCCUACAUCUUCAUCAACCUUGGGUUCGGAGUGAACUCUUCUGACUUCAAUGUCACGCUGUUCUCUGCUCCGCUGAAUGAGACUGGCCCGGGAAACCUCUGCUUCCCCAAGCUAACAUUGCCGCCCGGCCUCCCGAUCCAGGAGGGAACGCAGGCAUCCAUUCAAUUUGCAACUGCUGGUCAUAAUGGUGAAGGCUUGUACAAUUGCGCUGACAUUACCUUCACCAACAACGCCACUCUGUUGCCGGCGGACCAAUGUCAGAACAGCUCGACCGUGAGCGUCACGACGCUUGAUUCUUGCCCGUCUCCAGCAGCAAACUCGAGCUCUACGUCGAGCUCUAGUACCACUUCAAGCUCAUCUGCGGCACAGAUCUUUGCUCCUUCGGCCUUGGUGAUACUUUUGGCAAGUGUGUUUGUUGUAUUGUGGUAGACUCUAUUAUAAAUACAACUCUCAAGUGGAGGGAUGGAGGAAUCGCCUGAAGAGGAG